CAGAUUUAGCAACGUGUGUGACACAUUUCGUGGCGUAAUGGAAAAAUAAACUCAAUUUUUUUAAAAGAACUGAUUUUCCUUUGAAAGGAAAAGUGACCCUAGUUAGAGACUGAAAUGGUGUCGGACAAGGACUGCUUGUGUUGUGGGUUACCGUUUUUUGAGUAAGGUGACGCGAAAACUGGUAUGAAAAUGGUGUCUUCUCCAGUGGACGAGAAAGUGGGAACUUAUUUUUUAUGAAAAACAACUGAUUUUCUGAAAAGUGAAAGUGACCCUUUUUUGAGUCUGAAAUUGUGUUCUCAAUUAGUGCGUUACCGUUUUUUCGUAUACCUACUUACGAAUAAGUUGAGUGUAAAACUGGCAUGAAAACGGCGUCCUCUUCUUCUUCCCUGGACAAGAAAAUGGGACAAGUCGUACUUAUCAAGAAACGUGGAUAAUAAAUUUGUACAAUAAAAGAGUGACCGUUUUUAGGACUGAAAUGGUGUCCUUAAAGCGUGCGUUACAGUUUUUUGCGCAUUAGUUUAGUCUAAAACUGGUAUGAAAAUGGUGUCCUCUUCUUCUUCCCUGGACAAUAAAAUGGGACAAAUCGUGGCUACCACGGGGGCUACCACGUGGCCAAGAAAUCUGUACAAAGGGGUGUGCGACAGGUAGUGGAAAGCAAGUAGGUACAUAUAAUUACACACUCCGUAAAUGACACACAUGCCAACAAGUCUCUCCCGGAGAGAAAGUCUCAUCUUGUCCCCGAGUUCCAUAAUUUCCCCUGCUGUGCAGAUACACAAGUAAACGUCGCAGUCGAGUUCUCCAUGUAAAUACGCAAUGUUUCCCUGCCAAAUCAGUGACAAGUUUCUCCAGGUGGGCGCAGACAAAGUCUCAUCUUGUCCCCGAUUUUGAGUAAAUGUCAGUUCCCCACGUACAUAAUUUCCCUGCCCGAAUCAGUCGGUGAGCGAUCGAGUCGUUGCUUGAUAUAAGUACGAGGAGAAAGUGGGGAAAGUCUUCAGUCGCUUGGAAGACGUGGUCAAUUUCGCAGCAAAUUUCUCAUCUUGCCUCAUCCUCAUCCUCUCAGUCUCAUCUCAGUCUCAUCUCGUCUCAUCUGACCCCCGACCAUGGAAGUACAACAAGUAGCCACCCCUCCGCCCUCCGGCCUCCUCCUCUUAAACGAUCCGGGCGACCCCCCAGUUGACCUUGACCUUGACCCCGACGACGCCAACGCCACCAACUCCACAACGCCACCGUUCGUCGACGCGAUGCCGUCCUCCUUCAGCACGAUGUCGGAUCUCUCCUUCUACUGCGUGAUUGCGUACUCGAUCAUCUUCGUGAUCUCGGCGACGGGCAAUAUUUCCGUUUUUUGCAGCGUUUACAAACAGCUUCGUCACGCCAAGAAUCGGAUUUCCUUGCUUAUCCUGCACCUCUGCAUUGCCGACCUGGUCGUCACCUUUACCGCGAUGCCGCUCGAGGUCAUUUGGCGUGUCACGAUUCAGUGGUACGGAGGCGACGUGAUGUGCAAGGCGUGCCAGUUUUUGCGAGCUUUUGGUCUCUACGCGAGCUCCAUGGUGGUCAUUUGUAUCUCGUUGGAUCGGUAUUUUGCGAUUAUUUAUCCACUCAAGUUGGCCAGGGCGGCGGAGAGGGCGAAGAUCACGUUGGCGAUUGCGUGGGGGUGCGCGUUGAUUUGUGCGGCGCCGCAGAGCAUCAUCUUCCACGUUGAACAACAUCCCCGCUACCCGUUCAAACAAUGCGUCACCGAAGCAUUUCUCCGCUCCGAUGUGGAACAGGAACUCGUCUACAACGUGUUCUCCGUCUCCGUCCUCUACUUCGUCCCCUUGCUCAUCAUCAUCUUCACCUAUGCGCGAAUCCUGCUAAAAAUUUCGCACAAACUGCUCGGCCGUCAACAACCCCCAGUCCACAAGGUCUCCUUCUCCAAGAGUAAGAAAAAACCCUCCGUCACGAUUAUCCCCCAGAACAAUGGCGUCUCCCCAACGGAACGGACCGGUGACGAGGAUGAUGACGAUGACGACGACGACGACGACACCACCACCCUCGCCGCCGGGUCGUCGAAUAAUAAUUCCGCCAAAAAUGGAACAGGAUCAAGAAGUAGUCUGCGACCUACUCCGAACGGAGAAGCGGCGGGAUCCUCCUCGACAGCAGCAUCACCCCCGCAACUGGAGGAAGUGACCCUGGGACAGAAAAUGUUUCUGAGAACGAGCAUUAGCGGUGGCGUUCUGAUGGCCCGAGCGAGAAUUAGGACGCUCCGAUUGACAGCAGUUAUCGUUCUCACGUUCGUCUUUUGUUGGACGCCAUACGUCGUGAUGACGCUCUGGUAUAUGAUCGACCGGGAGGGAGCCAAGUUGGUGGACAAGCGUCUUCAAGAAGGUCUCUUUCUCAUGGCAGUGUCAAACUCGGUGGUCAACCCAUUAAUUUAUGGGACUUAUGGCAGCAGCGAUUGUCGACGAGGGUCGGGAGGUGGACAUGCCAGCCGGUAUGAAAACUACGUGACGAGAAAGCGGGAUCCAUCCCCGUCCACGUCGCAACAGAGAAGGAGCAUUCUUGGCGGAAGAGGAGUUCCCGGUGGGGCGACGACAAUGUCGAGCGUCAUCUUGACGAAUAAUCUGUACCCGGGACGUGGUGGGGGUGGUGCAGAGAGUAGAAAAACGUCCGUCAUCUAAAUAAGAGAGCACAAGUUUUUUUACAGUAAAGUUAUACAUAUUUUAACCAUUUAUUGUCUCAUUUAUGUGUAUAAGCUAAGUACAAAUAGUGUUUCGUUUCUUGCCACAUUUCUUGCCGAAACAAAAAUAAUGCAAGAAACUGUGAGAAAGUGGGAGAAAUGUGCGCCAUCUAGCCACGCGCUGUAUGAACUAUUUAAAGCGGCGGGGCAUAGUCUCUUGCGCCUUGCUUUCUUGCGGGUCAAAAUACCUGCAAGAAAUGGUUAUCUUGCGGCUAUUUCUUGCAUUGAAAAUGACAUGGCUGGAAUGCAUUGCAAGGCAGGAAAUGCGAGGUGCAAGAAACUGGGAGAAAGUGGAAGAAAUAAGCGCCAUCUAGCCAUGCGCGGUAUGAAAAAUUUACAGCGGCGGGGCGCGCCGUGCGUUUCUUAUAGGUCCAGCUGCAAGAAACCACUUUGUCCCCCUUAUUUCUUACACGUGGUUUCUUGCACGUGGUUACUCGCACGUGAAAAACUGACUCCAUAUUUGCAUAAUAGGUAAAUAUUAAACAGUAACAUAUGAUAUGUAAUUGUCUUCAAAUUCUGGUCAAGGUGUUGUAUAUUUUGUGUAUUUAAACGUAAUAUUAAUCCGAACCUGAAUGUAUUUAAUGUUACUGGUACUGCCCGAAUUAAUUAAUUCUAUGUAUGUUUACGAAAAUGUCAAAAAAGCUGUGGUUAAAAAAAUAUGUAAAUAUGUAUACAAAUUGUUCUACAUUAAAUAUUUACACCGUCUGUAAUCUGUAAUUUACUUACCUGAACUGUCGUACCGUGAGAAUGAAUGGGUCAAUAUUUAUGUAAAUAUGUAUGUACGUAAGUAUUUAAGUAUUUAGCGCAUAGUUUUGUCAUCACGUAAAUAUUGUGUAACUUUUAAUUACGAAAUUGUCUCGUGUUACCUCAUGUUCUAAUUGUUUUUAUAAUAAAAUCCGUAAAAAACUUGUGUCAUA
Molecule: messenger RNA, 3633 nt
Organism: Folsomia candida
Lineage: Eukaryota; Metazoa; Arthropoda; Collembola; Entomobryomorpha; Isotomidae
Product: gonadotropin-releasing hormone II receptor
Exons: 6
Coding region: 1101-2657 (518 amino acids)
Biological process (GO): G protein-coupled receptor signaling pathway
Cellular component (GO): membrane
Molecular function (GO): peptide binding; G protein-coupled receptor activity
Source: RefSeq, a predicted model, not a curated record